CUUGAACACUUAAUUUUUCCCUAGCCUUUCAUAGCACCUAUGAGCGCUUUUCAGCGCCUCCGGCUGCUGACCCGCCAACUGGCACCCGUGCACGCACGUGGCGUGGCGUUUGGCGAGCAGUUUGUGGAGGUGAAUGGACGUAAGCUGCGUCUUGACCACUCCGGAGGGAGAAGCAGACCAAGCUGCGCCAAAUGGCUCUCAAAAGGCUCCUCCAAGCCUAAGCAACAAGGAUACGACAUAUAGGUUAGAUAGGGCGUUCUUGACAAACGGUCAUAUCAUGCUGGGGUCGGGUUCCAUAUGGCUCCAUAUGGCUCCAUGAGUAAGGCCUCAUUUGUUUGUUUGCGUGUGUGUGCGUGCGCGCAAGUGGAACAUAUUCUUUGCGAAUGGGCCAAUGAAAGUUACCUGUUACCUGUUCAGGCUUCAUGAAAUGUUCAAGAAUCUCGAAGGUUUUUCUUCAUCCACUUUAACCUCUUGUGCACGUGGAAUCUUUGUUGAAAAAGCCUUAAGCUUGUGAAGCUGGUUCAGGCCUAAAAAGAGUGGAGUGUCACUCUUUGACAGGGCUUGCAAGUUGCAUGUUGCAGGUCGUUUUUUGACGCUUUCGUCAUCUUUCAUAUGUCUUGCUCCAAGAGGUUGAAAUGAAGUGGUGUUGGCAGUUACUAAGUAACAAAUAGGAGUCACUUUACUUGUACAUUGACAUACACAAGAAGCCACACGUGUAAACAAAUAAGCUAGAUAUUACUGUACUGCUAGAUAUUUGGCCACACUUGACCUAUGAAUGUCAGUUGAUUCGGGCGAUGCUCGCUCUAACCUUGGAAGCGAGGUAUGUCGUCACCCGAGGAGAUGUGGCCAAAGGCUGUCCAGUGAUCUGUUUGCCGGGCGCCAUGGGCACCGCGCUCACGGACUUCUCGGCGCAGCUGGACGGCUGGGCACCACAUCUGGGCGUCGUGGCCUUCGACCCGCGAGGAUAUGGGAAGUCGAGGCCCCCUGGGCGGCGCUACCCAGCGGAUUUCUAUCAUUUAGAUGCUCAAGAUGCGGGUGCCAUCAUGGACUCCUUAGGCAUCCCUUCCUACAAUGUGGUGGGCUGGAGCGACGGCGCGAUCUCCGCCACCAUCCUGGCGGCUACAAGGCCAGAGGCUGUAAAGAAGUUGGCCGUCUUUGGGAUACAAGGCUACAUCACCAAGGAGGAUAUUGAAUCCUAUGAGGGCCUGCGCGACGUCGAGAAGGCUUGGAGUAAACGCAUGCUGGACACCCAUCGGCCCGUCUAUGGCGACGACUUGCAACCCAUGUGGAACUCCUUUUGCGAUGCGAUGAAGAUGAUGUACGAAGCUGGAGGUGACAUGUGUCAAAAGGAAGCCAAGAUGGUGAAGUGCCCCACCUUCAUUCUGCAUGGGGCGAAAGAUCCUUUGGUGCCGGAGCAUCAUCCCAAGUGGUUCCAUGAGACCAUCCCAAACUCCAAGCUGCACAUCUUCCCGGAGGGCAAGCACAACAUCCACCAGAAGUUCGCCGAUGACUUCAACCGCUUGGUCUUGGAUUUCUUCAGCGAAUGAGCCCGCCAGCGAAUGUCCAGACGCAGUUUUCAAUUGAUGGAAAA
Molecule: messenger RNA, 1591 nt
Organism: Durusdinium trenchii
Lineage: Eukaryota; Dinophyceae; Suessiales; Symbiodiniaceae
Source: the annotation of a GenBank genome assembly